AUGGUGGUCGCAGAGACGGUGAUGGCCGUGCGGGCUCCAGCAAUGCAAAGGUCUAUGCGAAAUAGAGAACACAACACCAAGUUCCACCUACCUGAGGAUCCCAAGGGAAAAAAAGAAAAUCUAAACUCUGAGAGGCCUACUAGGGUCUUGACAGAGACCAGACACUCACAAAGAGAGGAUCAAUCUUUGGGUAAGACCACAGGGUUGCCAACAACUAAGUUGGCUGAAAAACGUCAGAGAACUAAGACCCUUUUCAAGAAGUUCAAUGAAAUGAAUUGGCCAUUGGACAUUCGCCCUUUAAACAAAACUUUAGUCCAAGACAACAAAUGGAAGAAAACUGAUGAGACCCAAGAGAAACGCAGGUCUUUCCUUCAGGAGUUUUGCAAGAAAUAUGGUGGAGUGAGUCGUCCUCAGUCACAUCUUUUUCAUAUGGUAUCCAGGAUCUAUGUGGAAGAUAAACACAAAAUCUUAUAUUGUGAAGUACCCAAAGCUGGCUGUUCCAACUGGAAAAGAAUUCUGAUGGUACUAAAUGGAUUGGCUCCCUCUGCAUACAACAUCUCCCAUGAUGCUGUUCACUAUGGGAAGCAUUUGAAAAAGCUAGAUGGCUUUGACUUAAAAGGGAUAUAUACUCGUUUGAAUACCUACACCAAAGCUGUGUUUGUUCGUGAUCCCAUGGAAAGAUUAGUGUCAGCAUUUAGGGACAAAUUUGAACACCCCAAUAGUUAUUACCAUCCAGUAUUUGGGAAGGCAAUUAUAAAGAAAUAUAGACCAAAUGCCUGUGAAGAAGCAUUGAAUAAUGGAUCUGGAGUCCAAUUCAAAGAAUUCAUCCACUAUUUGCUGGAUUCCCACCGUCCAGUAGGAAUGGACAUUCACUGGGAAAAGGUCAGCAAACUCUGCUAUCCAUGUUUGAUCAACUAUGAUUUUGUAGGGAAAUUUGAAACUUUGGAAGAAGAUGCCAAUUACUUUUUACAGCUGAUUGGUGCUCCAAAAGAGCUGAAAUUUCCAAACUUUAAGGAUAGGCACUCUUCCGAUGAAAGAACCAAUGCUCAGGUCGUGAGACAAUAUUUAAAGGAUCUGACGAGAACUGAGAGACAGUUAAUCUAUGACUUUUAUUACUUGGACUAUUUGAUGUUUAAUUAUACAACUCCGUUUUUGUAGUUUGCAUUCAUUUUCUAAAACCCUAUAUUUACUUCAUGAUUAUGGCCUCAAAUCAGCUAACUGUAAUUUUCCUAUAAUUCUCUGUAUGAGAGAAAUUUAACUAAGUGCAGUUGUCUUGAUUUAAUGAAGAUUUUUGCCAAAUAGUAUGACACCAAUUGGCACAAAGUUAUAGGAAAAUUACCUAACAGAGACAUGUAAACAACUUGAGUUGCUCUAAAAUGUUUGGAAAAGAGCUGCUUUUGCAUUAUGAAUUAUAUUAUAGAAGCAAUAACCUAGCCAGCUGCUACAUUCGCUAAAACAGCCUCUUGCAAUGGGAGGAGAAGGGAUCUAAAAUAGCAUGAGUAUAUGUCUGCAUCCUGGAAUUUGUUGUCUAAAAUGCAUGGAUAUAUUUUUAGCUGUCUGUGGCAUAUUAAUCAAACAUUGGAUACUUUUCUGACACCCUGGAAAUCGUUUUACCAACUAUAGUGAUAAAUCAAUUUUGAAAUGAUAUUUUGGACCUGGGCAUUUUGCUUUAGAUUGGAAGGCAUUAUGUGAUUUAGAAUAUGAAAAUAUAGCAGAAAAACCAGAUGAGGCUAUGGCUUUUUAUAUUCAACAGCCAAUAAAAAAUGCACAACAUGCUAAGAUCAAAGCAACAGAAGCAACCUUCCUCUUCCAGAAAAACUUAAGGGAAUUGAUUCUGCUUUCUUUUGAGCCCUCUAUGCAGAGACCAAAUGAACACCACUGCUAAAGGUCUUCGCUUCUGAAGCAGGCAGUUGAGAAGUUUAACCCUCAUCAGAUAUAAAUGUGCUCCUAAUUCUGCUUUAAUUGGGCAGGGGGGAAAUUGUUUCAGGAUGGAAUAAUCAUCAAAAACAAAAGUUACCACUCUGAAUAUAGACCUCAAACAAUAGCAAAGUCUUAUAAGAAUAUUAUUUGAAUCAAAGCAUCAUGUGCAUAGCUUUAU
Equus quagga is the source of this 2098-nucleotide messenger RNA. RefSeq names its product carbohydrate sulfotransferase 9 (gene CHST9). Gene Ontology annotation, biological process: carbohydrate biosynthetic process; proteoglycan biosynthetic process. Lineage: Eukaryota; Metazoa; Chordata; Mammalia; Perissodactyla; Equidae. The record is from RefSeq and is a predicted model, not a curated record. The transcript is spliced from 2 exons. Gene Ontology annotation, cellular component: membrane. Gene Ontology annotation, molecular function: sulfotransferase activity. Bases 1 to 1158 code for a protein of 385 amino acids.